UGUGUGUGUGUGCGUGCGUCAGCUGGGAGGUGCUGAGGUUCCUGCUGUCUAACCUGCGUUGGUGGAUGGAGGAGUAUCGUUUUGAUGGCUUCAGGUUCGAUGGGGUGACGUCCAUGAUGUACCAUCACCAUGGCAUUGGCAGUAUGUUUUCAGGAGACUACUCUGAGUACUUUGGUCUUCAGGUGGAUGAAGAUUCCCUGGUCUAUCUGAUGACAGCUAAUCAUGUCCUGCACACCUUGUAUCCUGACUGCAUCACCAUCGCAGAGGACGUAUCAGGGAUGCCAGCUGUGUGUCGGUCCGUGGCAGAGGGAGGGUUGGGCUUCGACUACCGUCUUGCCAUGGCCAUUCCAGAUAAAUGGAUCCAGAUUCUGAAGGAAUUAGCAGACGAGGCCUGGGACAUGGGUAACAUUGUCUACACUCUGACAAACAGACGAUACGGAGAGAACUGCAUCGCCUACGCAGAGAGCCACGACCAGUCUCUGGUAGGUGAUAAGUCCCUGGCCUUCUGGCUGAUGGAUAAAGAGAUGUACACCAACAUGAGUUCCCUGAUCCCCAUGACUCCGUCACAUCGACCGAGGCAUCCAGCUACAUAA
This is a messenger RNA of Oncorhynchus masou masou (cherry salmon), 593 nucleotides long. RefSeq names its product 1,4-alpha-glucan-branching enzyme-like. Gene Ontology annotation, cellular component: cytoplasm. The transcript is spliced from 5 exons. The record is from RefSeq and is a predicted model, not a curated record. Gene Ontology annotation, biological process: glycogen biosynthetic process. NCBI's taxonomy places the organism in Eukaryota, Metazoa, Chordata, Actinopteri, Salmoniformes, Salmonidae. The coding region runs from base 66 to 593 and encodes 175 amino acids. Gene Ontology annotation, molecular function: 1,4-alpha-glucan branching enzyme activity.